This is a messenger RNA of Westerdykella ornata, 1503 nucleotides long. RefSeq names its product EXS-domain-containing protein. Gene Ontology annotation, cellular component: cytoplasm; membrane. Lineage: Eukaryota; Fungi; Ascomycota; Dothideomycetes; Pleosporales; Sporormiaceae. Bases 153 to 1391 code for a protein of 412 amino acids. The record is from RefSeq and is a predicted model, not a curated record. The transcript is spliced from 3 exons.
ACGCCUACGGAACCCUUUAACUUGAACGAUCAGAGAUUCGAAGGAGACAGCUUUUCUGGCCCUAGUCACUCGUUUAUGACCCUCCUGGAUGAAAGACCAUAGCAGGGAGUGCUGGGGCGAGAAAUCGUGGAGAACGGAUCCAGGAUCAAAGAAUGGACGCCGAUGGAACUGCGGAGCCAGAGCUCGAUAGCUUCAGUCGCGUACUGCCCCUUCCGUACCGAGUGGCACUCAUAAUUGUUCUAGGCAUCUGGGCAUGGGGCCUCAACCUUCACUAUCUCAGCUUGGUCCGGAUCGAUGUCCCCAGUCUGAUUCGAUAUCCUUCGCGCUCGUCGCCGCAUCAUCCGCCGCACCACCUUUCGUGCUACCGCAUAGCUAUCUUCUUGUCGAUACCGCUUGCGCUCUUUCUUCUGCUUUUCUGGGGCGUCACAAGCGGCAGCCCGAAGGAUAUUGCACGCUGGGAGAUCUUGCCAAACAUAUAUCUUUUGAUUCUUGUCGUCGGAUUCGUUGCGCCGAUACCGUUCCUGAGCCGCAAUGGGCGCUCUCGCACGCUGGCGACGUUGAAGCGCAUCUCAGUCGGCGGACUGGCUGAGGCACAAGAUGGGAAAUUCGGCGACAUCUUGCUUGCUGAUGCCCUUACGAGUUAUGCAAAGGUGCUUGGGGAUUUAUUCAUCUCGUUGUGCAUGUUCUUUUCGUCGAAGCGUUCAUCCACUGGGCCACCAGACCGGAACUGCGGAGGUGGUUUCUGGGUUCCAUUCGUCAUAGCGAUUCCCUCGCUAAUACGACUGCGGCAAUGCUUGAUAGAAUACCGCCGUGUGCAGAGAGCGAACAGGGGCACUGGACAGAUAAGCCCGACGACAGGGUGGGGCGGAGUGCAUCUAGCCAACGCUCUGAAAUACUCGACCGCAUUCCCCGUUAUCAUCCUCACCGCUCUGCAACGGUCGCCGAAUCCCUCGAAAUACGGAUUGCCGGAAGCGAGUCUUUUCCGCCUAUGGCUUGCUGCCGUCGUGGUCAAUUCCGGUUACUCAUUCUACUGGGAUGUCGCUCGCGAUUGGGACCUCACUCUUUUCUCCUCGAAGCGCGAACGGGAAAAUCCGGAAUAUCCGUUUGGUCUGAGAAGACACCGCUUCUUCCACGCGAAGGAGUUCUAUUACGCGGCUAUUAUUAUAGAUGCCAUUCUGAGGUGCACAUGGGUCAUCAAACUGAGCCCACGUUUAGACCAUUAUAACGAUUUAGAAGGCGGUAUUUUUCUUAUGCAAGUUCUCGAAGUAAUGAGGAGGUGGAUUUGGAUCUUCUUUCGAGUGGAGACUGAGUGGGUAAGGAAUCACCGUGGGCCUGCGCCGGAUGAUAUAUUGUUAGGUGAUUUUACGAACAAGUUUGACGAGGAUGAUUAGAGGUCCCUUUUUGCAUGGCAUAGCGGUGUUCAGGAAGAUGUGCACAUUCUAUGUGUCUUAAUACAUCAAUUUCUCGAAGCAAGUCAUUAUAUCCAAUAUGGAAGUAUAAACC